UUGCGUUCGUCAAAAAAAAAAAAAAAAAAAAAAAAAAAAAAUGUAAAGCUCAAUUUCGUUGAUGAUAAAAAAUAAAAGCUUGAAAAUUCUAAGAAAAAUGGCGUUAGCAAGCUCAAGAGUGCUCCUGGUGCGAGCAUCAUGGGAUACUCAAGAAAGACUGCCUUACAAUCCCAAUUUUAUUUCUUCUCGCAAACUCAAGAAAUCCCGAAACAAGCAGAGUUCCCGUUUAAAGAUUGAUGUUGAUAAUCUUCUUAAGCUCGACCCUAAAACCCCUCAAAAUGUUAACUUGGAGGAGCAGGCAUACUUGGGUUAUGAGAGAUGGUUGCCAAGCCCGCCAAAGGUGGAGAAACCUCGGUCUUCACACAAUGCGGCUUCCUUGGCAUUUAUUGGAGACUGUAUAUAUGAAUUGUAUGCGCGGAGGCAUUUCUUAACACCUGCACUGAAUAUUGAGGACUACAAUGAUAGUGUGAUGGAAGUAGUACGCUGUGAGGCACAGGAUGCCCUUCUUCAGAAACUUAGUAAUGCAGAUUUUUUGUCAGAAGAAGAAAGGGAUGUUCUACGGUGGGGAAGGAACACUCCUUCAUCUAAAAACCGUUCUACAAAACGUGCUGGUGUAGCAGUUUAUAGCAGAGCUUCAUCUUUGGAAACACUGAUCGGUUACCUUUACCUUACCAAUCCAUUACGCUUGGAGGAUAUGAUGUCAUGGCUGGGAUUCUCAGUCGGUUUUUCCAACCAAUCAAUUCUCGAGAGUGUAAUUGCGGAGUUUUCAAGCUUGAAGCAAAAGACUGAAAAGAGACCAAGAGAGCAGAAGCCUCUACUAAGCCGAUCUGAAACAGUGCCGAGCAGUGUUGAUACAAAGGAAGCGUUGGUAGUGUUAAUAGAAAAUGGCCGUGAUGGUGUGGAGACAUCAACAGUAUUCAGUUAGAUUAUGACUGGUUUAAUACACGAUCUUAAUGUAAACAAAUUAUAAUUGUUCGAAGUGUAUAGGUGUAUGGUUUGCUGGAAGUAGUAUAUGUAUUCAUUCUUGAGUUAUAUCAAACAAUGAUAAUUUCAUGGUCUAAUGAUAUAAUAACAGAAAACUAUAGUAGUUGAUUCUUGUUUGGCUUUAUA
Chenopodium quinoa (quinoa) is the source of this 1110-nucleotide messenger RNA. RefSeq names its product mini-ribonuclease 3-like. The record is from RefSeq and is a predicted model, not a curated record. Gene Ontology annotation, molecular function: ribonuclease III activity. Lineage: Eukaryota; Viridiplantae; Streptophyta; Magnoliopsida; Caryophyllales; Amaranthaceae. Bases 62 to 925 code for a protein of 287 amino acids. The transcript is spliced from 7 exons. Gene Ontology annotation, biological process: RNA processing.